CCGUGACUUUGAGCCCACUGGAAACUAGAGUGAAUUUGAAAAUCCUAUCUAUAUAAACCCUAAUUUCUUCUUCGCCUGUUACUAGCAAACCCUAACGGCUCCGCUUCUUCAUCGACAGGGUUUACAAGGGUUUGAGGCAGCCGCAACCAAUGGCCCCCAAAGUUGAGAAGAAAUCAGAUCCAAAGGCACAGGCCUUGAAAGCAGCGAAAGCAGUGAAAUCUGGAGCCACAUUUAAGAAGAAGGCCAAGAAGAUCCGAAUCAAGGUUACAUUCCACAGGCCAAGGACCUUGAAGAAGGAUAGGACCCCAAAGUACCCUCGCAUUAGUGCUCCACCAAGGAACAAGCUUGAUCAUUAUCAGAUUCUCAAGUUUCCCCUCACGACUGAGUCUGCAAUGAAGAAGAUUGAAGACAACAACACUUUGGUUUUCAUUGUUGACAUUCGUGCUGAUAAGAAGAAGAUUAAAGAUGCUGUCAAGAAGAUGUAUGAUAUUCAGGCCAAGAAAGUUAACACCUUGAUCAGGCCUGAUGGAACAAAGAAAGCAUACGUUAGGUUGACACCCGAAUACGAUGCCUUGGACGUUGCAAACAAAAUUGGUAUUAUCUAAGCUAGUUAGUAGCUACCUUGUUGAGCAUUUAUUUUCCUUUUCUUUGCAAAGAGUAAAAUUAUUUCGAGACAUUGAGCAGGCAUUUUUAUUUUUAUUAGCACUUAAAAGUUUGUAAUAUUGCAUUGUUGUUGCCAAUUAGCCAUCUCUGGUUCAACUUAAGACAGAAGGUGAUUUUUGAUUUA
Molecule: messenger RNA, 787 nt
Organism: Gossypium raimondii (Peruvian cotton)
Lineage: Eukaryota; Viridiplantae; Streptophyta; Magnoliopsida; Malvales; Malvaceae
Product: 60S ribosomal protein L23A
Exons: 4
Coding region: 150-605 (151 amino acids)
Biological process (GO): translation; ribosomal large subunit assembly
Cellular component (GO): ribosome; cytosolic large ribosomal subunit
Molecular function (GO): structural constituent of ribosome; rRNA binding
Source: RefSeq, a predicted model, not a curated record